Brassica napus (rape) is the source of this 635-nucleotide messenger RNA. RefSeq names its product ras-related protein RABA5c-like. NCBI's taxonomy places the organism in Eukaryota, Viridiplantae, Streptophyta, Magnoliopsida, Brassicales, Brassicaceae. The transcript has a single exon. Gene Ontology annotation, cellular component: endosome. The coding region runs from base 1 to 324 and encodes 107 amino acids. The record is from RefSeq and is a predicted model, not a curated record. Gene Ontology annotation, molecular function: GTPase activity; GTP binding.
AUGUCGGAAAAUGAGAGAGGUGAAGACUUUGUCGUCGACAAAUCCAAUCUCCUCACCCGCUACGCUCGCAACAAGUUCAACACGAACUCAAAAGCCAUCAUUGGCUUUGAGUUUCAGACUCAGAGCAUGCUCAUCUCCGGUAAAAAGCUCAAAACUCAGAUUUGGGAGACCGUCGGUCAAGAACGCUUCCGCGCUGUCACUCCCGCCUAUAACCGUAGAGCCGUCGGAGCACUCAUCGUCUAUGGCAUCACUUGCAUCUCAACCUUCGAGAACGUUGGUGGCUCGAUGAGCUCAACAGUAGGUUCUCUUCUCUGUUUCAAUUGAAAAUUCGGGUGAAGAAGAAGAGAACAAUGGAUCGGGUGGGGUCUGGUUUAUUUUUCCUUUUGAGUCAAAUGGUUUGGUUUAACUAAAAUUGGGUUUUUGUUAGGUUUAACUGGUUUAUAUCAUUUGGUAAAUAAUAAACCAAUCAAAAUCAUGGUUUAUGUAUAAUUAAGUUCAAAAUCAAUGGUUGGGGGAGAAAUAAGACUGUAACUUUUAAUUCGGGGAGAAAUACAUUUGUAAUAUUCAGUUCAUGUAUAUAUAGCACGAGAUCAUAGUUCUGUGGACAUUUGAUGCUAUAUGAUAGUUCUCGUGGG